CAGCAAGGAGGCGGCCCCAGCUGGAGUCUAGGACUGGACUGAGCUCCUUUGCACCGUGUCCGAACUGCCGGACCCAAUCGGAGCGGUGGAGAGCACGGGAGCACCGCUGAUUUAGCUCUCGGGCUAUCCCCACCUUCCAGUCCAGCGCCUGGAGCCCCCGGGGCCCCCUCCCCUUCCCUGGAGCCGGAGCUGCACAUGGUGAUGAGUUUCCGGGUGUCUGAGCUCCAGGUGCUUCUGGGCUUUGCAGGCAGAAACAAGAGUGGGAGGAAGCACGAGCUACUGACCAAGGCCCUACACCUUCUCAAGUCUGGCUGCGGCCCCAGUGUUCAGAUGAAGAUUAAAGAACUUUACCGUCGGCGUUUCCCCCGAAAGGCCCUUGUCCCUUCUGAGCUCUCACUGCUGUCUCUGCCCUCGGGAGCUCCGCCGAUCGUCCCUCCUGGUCCCUUGCCCCCUACCCCCUCCGCUCUCUUGCCUUCAGGACCCCUUUUGGGGGGGCCUAAACGUGAGCCUGAUGUACACCCUUCCCUGCCCCAGCCAGUCCACCCUGAUGUCACGAUGAGGCCACUCCCCUUCUAUGACGUGUAUGGGGAACUCAUCCGGCCAACCACCCUUGCAUCCACAAACAGCCAGAGGUUCGAGGAGGCUCAUUUCACCUUUGCACUGACACCACAGCAAGUGCAGCAGAUUCUUGCUUCCAGGGAUAUGCUGCCUGGGGCCAAGUGUGACUAUACAGUUCAGGUACAGCUCAGGUUCUGUCUCUGUGAGACCAGCUGUCCCCAGGAAGAUUAUUUUCCUCCCAACCUCUUUGUCAAGGUUAAUGGGAAACUCUGUCCUCUGCCGGGUUAUCUUCCCCCAACCAAGAAUGGGGCUGAACCCAAAAGACCCAGUCGACCUAUCAACAUCACAUCCUUAGUUCGACUUUCAGCCACUGUCCCCAAUACUAUUGUGGUCAACUGGUCAUCUGAGUUUGGACGGAAUUAUUCACUGUCGGUGUACCUAGUGAGGCAGCUGACCUCAGUGACGCUCCUGCAGAAGCUCAGAGCAAAGGGCAUCCGGAACCCAGACCACUCUCGGGCACUGAUCAAGGAGAAAUUGACAGCUGACCCUGACAGUGAGGUGGCCACGACGAGUCUGCGGGUGUCUCUCAUGUGCCCGUUAGGGAAGAUGCGUUUGGCUGUCCCAUGCCGGGCUCUCACCUGUGCCCACCUACAGAGCUUCGACGCCGCCCUCUACCUGCAGAUGAAUGAGAAGAAGCCGACAUGGACUUGCCCUGUCUGUGACAAGAAGGCUCCUUAUGAAUCUCUGGUCAUAGAUGGAUUAUUCAUGGAGAUUCUGAAUUCGUGCACUGACUGUGAUGAGAUCCAGUUCAUGGAAGAUGGAUCCUGGUGCCCAAUGAGGCCCAAGAAGGAGACUCCAGAGGUUUGCCCCACGCCAGGGUAUGGCUUAGAUGGCCCCCCUUUUGGCCCUGGCCCUGAGGGCAAGCCCCCGGAGUCCAAGAAGAAGAUCGAGGUCAUCGACUUGACACUUGACAGCUCUUCAGAUGAGGAAGACCUGCCCCCUGCCAAGAAGCACUGUCCCAUCACCUCAGCUGCCAUCCCCGGCCCCCCUGGAGGCAAAGGAAUUCUGGCUACCAAUCACCAGCCAUCAUCUGUUCUCCGGAGCCCAGCCAUGGGCACCCUGGGCAGCGACUUCCUGUCCAGCCUCCCUCUUCCCGAGUAUCCACCAGCCUUUCCACUGGGGACUGAAAUCCAGGGUUUGGACUUAUUUACUUUCUUUCAGAAUGAGAGUCAGCACUACAGUCCCUCCGUCAUCACCUCAAUAGAUGAGCAGGAUACCCUUGGCCAUUUCUUCCAGUACCGGGGCACCCCUUCCCACUUCCUGGGUCCACUGGCCCCUGUGCUGGGGAGCUCUCACAGAGGUUCCCCUCCAGCACCCCCUCCUGCCCGAGUCAGCAGCAUCGUGGCUCCUGCGGGUGCCCUGAGGGAUGGACACGGGGGACCCCUCCCACCAGGUUCCUCUUUGACUGGCUGUCGGCCAGACAUUAUCUCCCUGGACUAAAACUCUUGGAUUCUGAACCUCCUCACCCACCUCCAGCACUGACUGGGGACAGCAGGGGAGCCCUGUUCCCCGGCCCCAUGAACUGAUUUUCUCAGGGGCUCCAGCUGGAGGCCAGAAAUUCAUGGACCUGUGCUCCUGGCCCCUCUCUGCCUGGCAGGGCUGGCACCCAAUGGGUUAAUAUUUAACCUCUUUAAAAGGACAUUUUGGGUUUUAUUUUUGGAAAUGCUCUUCAGAUGGAGGCACGUAAGUCAAGAUGGGGCAGGAAGAUGUAAGAGUUGUGCCUAAGUGUUGUUGGGCCUGGAUGGUUUUCCAUUCUUUUCUUCCUUUCCCCUACCACUCUGAGUAUCUCAGAUCUAGACUGGAAACAGCUGGAGUGGGAGGGGGUGAGUGUGAGUGGGUGGAUGGAUAGAUGGGAAAUCUUGAUCAGUCCCCCUCGAUAUUUCUUCUGUGUCCAUUCACCCCCCUUCCACAUGUGGGACGGAUGGACGAAGAGACAGACGUGGCCUGAGAUCUCUAUUUUCAGUUGCAGCUUUUUUGUACAUAAAUGAGAAAAACCAAAAAACUCCAAAGAUGGCCUCUACUCCUUUCUCAGUCUGACUGAGGAUGAGAUGAGAUCUACCUCCUCUGCCUCUCUGAGGUUUGGGAUGGGAGAGGAGGUAGGGUUUUGUCCUGUUGCCUGGUUCUCUAUUUAUAUAUAUAUAUAUAUAUAUAAAUAUAUAUAUAUGUAUAAAUAGAAAAAUAUAUAUAUUUAAGUUGAUGAUGAUUCCCCAAGACCUCCCUCUCCUGGGGUCUGAGUUUCUAGUGGGAUCCAUAGUCUUAGAGAGUUAUGGUCAUGGAACUCAUUCUGCACCUUUUGGGGGGGAGGAGACAGUCCCCCUUCCCCCAAAUUCACCCUUUCCUCUUUUAUGACCUUUGUUUUAAUUUAAUUUCAUAUUUCCAAAGUUGUAGCAAUGUUCUCACCGACAAUAAAGGUUGUGAAUCCUAUGUAUGGCCAUAGGGAAAUG
Molecule: messenger RNA, 3062 nt
Organism: Dromiciops gliroides (monito del monte)
Lineage: Eukaryota; Metazoa; Chordata; Mammalia; Microbiotheria; Microbiotheriidae
Gene: PIAS3
Product: protein inhibitor of activated STAT 3
Exons: 14
Coding region: 196-2058 (620 amino acids)
Biological process (GO): regulation of transcription by RNA polymerase II; protein sumoylation
Molecular function (GO): zinc ion binding; transcription coregulator activity; SUMO ligase activity
Source: RefSeq, a predicted model, not a curated record